Messenger RNA from Erinaceus europaeus (western European hedgehog), 2439 nucleotides. RefSeq names its product RAB11A, member RAS oncogene family (gene RAB11A). The coding region runs from base 328 to 978 and encodes 216 amino acids. Gene Ontology annotation, cellular component: postsynaptic recycling endosome; transport vesicle; axon. NCBI's taxonomy places the organism in Eukaryota, Metazoa, Chordata, Mammalia, Eulipotyphla, Erinaceidae. The transcript is spliced from 5 exons. The record is from RefSeq and is a predicted model, not a curated record. Gene Ontology annotation, biological process: melanosome transport; exocytosis; neurotransmitter receptor transport, endosome to postsynaptic membrane. Gene Ontology annotation, molecular function: GTP binding; GTPase activity.
CGCCGCCGAGGAAGGCGGCGCGGGGGGCUCCCCGGAGAGUGGGCGGCGGGGAGCCCCCGUCCCGUGUCCCGCCGCAGCGGCCCGGCGGGGACGAGACCCGGGUGACCGUCGCGAGGCGGGCGUUCCGCGGCCUCCUGCGGGCGGCGGGGCUGCCGGGGGGCGGGGCUCCGCUCCCGGAAGCGCUUCCCGGGCGGGCCCGCCGGAAGUGACGCAACGGCAGGGCGGGGUCGUUCGCCGGGUCCGGCAGCUGAGGCUCCGCGCUCGGCUUCCCCGCAGCGACGCCCCCCGUCCCGCCGCCGCCGCCGCCCCUCCGCUCCCGGCCGCGCCAUGGGCACCCGCGACGACGAGUACGACUACCUGUUCAAAGUCGUCCUUAUUGGAGAUUCUGGCGUCGGGAAGAGUAACCUCCUGUCCCGAUUUACUCGAAAUGAGUUUAAUCUCGAGAGCAAGAGCACCAUCGGGGUGGAGUUCGCCACGCGGAGCAUCCAGGUGGACGGCAAGACCAUCAAAGCGCAGAUCUGGGACACGGCCGGCCAGGAGCGCUACCGCGCCAUCACGUCUGCGUACUACCGCGGAGCCGUGGGCGCCUUGCUGGUGUACGACAUCGCCAAACACCUCACCUACGAGAACGUGGAGCGCUGGCUGAAGGAGCUGCGUGACCACGCCGACAGCAACAUCGUCAUCAUGCUGGUGGGCAACAAGAGCGACCUGCGCCACCUGCGCGCCGUGCCCACCGACGAGGCCCGCGCCUUCGCGGAGAAGAACGGCCUGUCCUUCAUCGAGACGUCUGCUCUCGACUCCACAAACGUAGAAGCUGCUUUCCAGACAAUCCUGACAGAGAUCUACCGCAUCGUGUCCCAGAAGCAGAUGUCAGACAGGCGCGAAAAUGACUUGUCUCCGAGCAACAACGUGGUGCCCAUCCAUGUCCCGCCCACCACUGAGAACAAGCCAAAGGCGCAGUGCUGCCAGAACAUCUAGGGCGCCUCUCUCCCUCUCCUAGCAGGCUGUGUACAGUCCGUUUCCCAGGUCUGAGAUUUAAAUAUAUUUGUAAUUCUCGUGGUCACUUUUGUGUUCGGUCACUUUCUCAACCCUAUGAAUUUUCCCGUGUCUUAGGCCUUUUGAUUUUCGCUUUCCAAAGCCGCCCACCUGUCCUGAAUGACUGCUGCUUCCCUUUUUCUUUUCCCGUGCUAUGGCUUCAGUAGCCUCAGUUUAAUAAACUGAAUGUUUGGAUUCCUCAGUAAGUGUCGCCUUCUCCUCUUGGAAGCCUGUCACUGUAGGAUGAUAGAGGUUGAUCCCUUGAACUUCCGGCCCAGUUACUGGUCUGGAGCAGAUGAGACUAAAGAUGAGACUAAAGACUAGAAAUCAGCUGUCGUGGUCGCCAGAGCAGCCUGCCCACAGCUGCUCAGCUCAGAAGCUGCCUUAGAAGCGGCAGGACCAGGAGAGCUUGAACAUGUCCCCGCUCUUCCGGAAGCCGGUUUCUAAAAUGCCUUAACAGGCUUGUGGAGCCUAGCACAUUUUGGGUUUCGACUUUUUUUUUUUUUUUUUUUUAAUAGAAGUAUCAAAGUUGACUGGUGAGGGGACACUUUUCCUGACUAGAAUUCUCUGGGUAAACAUGGAGGUCUGCUCCGGUUUCAGGAGCAGUGUGGUCAGCUGCCCUCUUGGCCAGGGGCCGGGGGAUCGGGCGCCCCCGAGGCAGUGCUCGGCUGGCCCCAGGCCCCUCCACUCCACUCCACCCCCAGCAGUAGGUCGCAGUGCGGCUCUCAUUGCCGAGUUACAGUAGCUGGUCUGAUGCUUUAGUCUCAAGUUGCCAAGUGAAUGCAGCCUAGUAGCACUGACCACUAUGCCCGCCAGCAGCGUGGAUAAUUCUGUUAGCGUUGCUGAGUUUUAAGCUUUGCAGUAGAUCCUGGACCACGGUUCCCUCCAGUACGUGGUGACAGUCUGACUGAAGAAGGCCAGCGUGUAGGUGAAGCGGCGCCUUGAGUCUGAGUAGCCGUGUCCAGACCCGCCACAGCACUGAAGUUCCCAGCAGCUAGCAUUCGCACUCCGAAGCGUGCACAGUGUUCGCUUUUCCUGUGGAUGACAUGAAGCACUUCACCCUGCAGCGUUCUGAAAGCUGUGUCAGCUGAGGCGAUACCACUCAGGAUGGUGGAAUUAGCCCCCCCCCCCCCCAUAUUGAUGUGGGCUUGCGCGGCUUCCUGUCUGGCAGCUACCCCUCUGUCUCGCAGUGCUCAUGAUGUGUGGGGGCACGGAAGGCAUUGCUCUGCCCCGUCCUUCUGGUUGCUAUUUAGUGUAUCGGUUAUCAAGACCCUGUGACCUAUUUGUAAAUUGCUACUUUGUAUCUUAUGCAUGCUCUGUAAUUGGUUUUUCCCCCUUUUUUCUUUUUUAGUUUGUUGAUUUGAAAUAUACUCACAUUCUAAUAAACAGUUACGGGGGACCAUU